AUGAUUAUUCUUAAUUUCCAGGACACUCUUAUAACUGCACAACGUGCCCUUGCAGUUCACUAUGGAAACAGUUACCCUUGUAGCAAUAGGGUUCAACAAAGCUUGAGGGAGAUAUUAAAUCAGAAGUUUAAUGGGUCACAUAGGAGCUUUACAGAAAAAUUUCUUAGACCAACUACAUUACUUCUGGAGAAACUCAAAGCUGAGGUGAAUAUUAUAUAAUCUUCCAGAUUGUAUGCAUUGAACUGAUUUUGUGAAUCAUGAUAGCUGCCACAAAUGCUUUACCCUGUUGCUUCUAAAAUCUGAUGAGUGAUUCUCUCAAGAGAGUCAUAAAUUAGCCUUUCAAAUAAGACAGGAGAAUCUGCUUCUUUAUCAAAAAAUACCCUCUAACUGAUAAGCUUGUAUGUUCUCAUCAACUAUUUGUAAGAUAACAUAUUUUCACUGCAAGAAGAAGUGACACUUUAUAUCAUAUGUUGGGGUGAAUGGUAUAAAGAAGUCACUUCCUUAGACUUAAACAACUUGAUUUAUUUAGUAUUAAUUUCGCCUUUUGUGGACUGGUUAGGUAAGGGAACUCAUCAGUUUGAGUUGUAGAAUCAAGUUUCUGUGGGUUCACUUUCCCUCAACUGAGAUGUGCAGUUUCAUACGAAAAGGUGGACAUUGGCAAAUGCACUAGGCGGGAAAAGACCUCUCUACCCUUUUUGCCUGCUUUAAGAGUUUAUUUGAAAACCAUGGCAUAUCAUCAUAUAAUCUAAAAGAUUCUUUCUUUACAUGCAACAUACCAGGCAAAAUAACAUGGGGAGGGGUGUGGCAAGAGAAAUAUCAGAAUAACUCUAUGGCAGGUGUCAUACAAGUUCAGUUUAAUUAAUACUCUCUCUUUUUUAGGGUUUUCCUCUAGUCAAGGAUGGCAGAGUUAUCCUCCAUCUAUCUGGGCCAAUAAACCAUCUGGAGGUUGGAGAAAUGUUUUUUCAGGUGAAUUAUCAGAAUAUUGAUCAGAAGAUAUGGCAUUGUUGAUUUAAAUUGAAGUGGGUAUGCUAAAAUUAACUUACAGAAAAUGAGCAGGCUGAAUUAAUAGUUUCUCAAUUAAAAAGGAACUUUUUGUAAUGUAAAUGAGCCAGAAAUCAACAGAAAUUUACAGCCAGUCCACCCUGAUCGCUAUUGUAUUACUUACAACAGAAAUUUUUUUUUGGUAUGCAUACACGUUUUUUUUCAUAAUUGCGGGGGGUGGGGAAGAGGGGUGCUAAACUAAUCAAAAUUCCAUUAUAUAGUUUGAUUGACAGAUCAGUAACAUAAAUUGUCUUGUGCACCAUGUACAGUGCUGGACGGGAAUUCAGGUCACUUUAUGUUCAUCAAGUGGCGAGCUUAACUUGUUUAAUUUUUUUUUUGGCUUUUUUUUUUUUAAUCCUAGGUUGGGCACACCACACCAGGGACAUUGACGCUGAAGUUUGCUAAGCCAAGUGGUAACACUGUGUUCUUACAGCCGUCAAUCAUUGAGGAAAUCGAAUAUCACUUGGCAUUUACCCAACAAUACCUUCAUCAGCUACGGAAGGAAGCCGGUACAUCAGGUGAUAACUUAAUGCAGCUGCUAGUGGUUUCUACAGUAAAUGGCCAGGACUGUGCUACUGAAAAGAUAAGGGUAGAUGGAAUAAUGCCGUACACGUUUGGACAUGGUGGAAGCAAAACACCAUCCUCAAAAAUAGAUCAGUCAGUCGGUGAUGGAAGUCCUUCGUAUUGUCAACCUGAAGAAAAUUCGGAUCCACCUAUUUACCAGGCAGUGAAAGACCCAACCGCGCUAAAUUACAAUGAUACACGACUUCAACAAGAACACGUCUUAGGUGCGGAAGGAGGCAAUCCUCCAGAGGACAAAGGGCAGCAAUCCCUUAAGGUGGGACCAUCCCCAGAUAGAGGAGAAAAGAACCCACCAUACCCUUCUAUUCAUCAGGCAGUUAGCCAUCAAAACACAUCGGAUACUGGUGCUAAGGAGCUCUCAUCAGGUACAAGUGUGAAGAAUCCACCUUAUCCUCCAAUUCACCGAGCGGUUAGAGAUCAAAUUACACCAAAGGACACGGGACAACGACUCUUGAAGGAGAAUUCCUCCUCAAGUGGAGAAGAAAAGAAUCCAUCCUAUCCUUCUAUUCACCAGGCAGUUAGUGACCAAUGCACACCAAAAACCGAUCAGCAAGAAGACUCCUCAAAUAUAGGUACGAACAAUCCACACUAUCCUCCAAUUCAUCAGGCGGUCAGAGAUCAACCUGCACCAGAAGACACAGGACAAUUAAUCUUCAGGGAGUAUCCCCCCUCAGGUGGAGGAGAAAAUAAUCCAUCCUAUCCUUCUAUUCACCAAGCAGUUAGUGAUCAACGAACACCGGACACUGGUCAACAAGAAGACUCGUCAGCCACAGGUACGAACAAUCCAAAGUAUCCUCCAAUUCAUCAGGCAGUCAGAGAUCAACAUACACCAGAGGACAUAGGACAACGACUCUUCAAGAGGGAUCCCCCCUCUGGUGGAGGAGAAAAUAAUCCAUCCUAUCCUUCCAUUCACCAAGCAGUUAGUGAUCAACAAACACCAGACACUGGUCAGCAAGAGGACUCGUCAGCCACAAGUACGAACAAUCCAAAGUAUCCUCCAAUUCAUCAGGCAGUCAGAGAUCAACAUACACCAGAGAAAAUAGGACAACGACUCUUUAAGGAGGAUCCCCCCUCUGGUGGAGGAGAAAAUAAUCCAUCCUAUCCUUCCAUUCACCAAGCAGUUUGUGAUCAACGCACACCCGACACUGGUCAGCAAGAAGACUCCUCGGGUACAGAUAAGAACAAUUUACAGUAUCCUCCAGUUCAUCAAGCAGUCAGAGAUCAACCCACUCUAGAGAACAUAGGACAAUUACUCUUCGAGGAGGAACCCCCCUCAGGUAGAGAAGAAAAGAAUCCAUCCUAUCCUUCUCUUCACCAGGCAGUUGGUGAUCAACGCCUACCAGACACUAGUCAGCAAGAGUCUUCAAGUACAGGUACGAACAAUCCACAGUAUCCUCCAGUUCAUCAAGCAGUCAGAGAUCAAUUUACUCCAGAGGACAUAGGACAACGACUCUUCAAGGAAGAACCCCCCUCAGAUGGAGCAGAGAGGAAUCCGUCUUACCCUUUCAUGCACCAGGCAAUCAGUGAUCAACACACAACACACGAUCAGCAAGAACAAUCAUUAAGGGCAGGGGGAAACAAUCCACAAUAUCCUCCAAUUCACCGAGCAGUCAGAGAUCAACCCACAACAGAAGACGUAGAUCAACGACCCCCGCGGACGGAACAGUCCUCAGAUGGAGGAGAAAAGAAUCCAACAUACCCUUCCAUUCAUCACGCAGUUGACGAUCGAAGUGAACUACACGCGGGUCAUUUGAGAAACUCUCCAGGCGCAGGUGCAAACAAUCCACCAUACCCUCCCAUUCAUCAAGCAGUUAGCGAUCAGCCACCAGACUCCAGAGACCAUGAGCACUCAUCAAAUGCAAGUGAAGCCGAUACUUCCCAGCGCGUACCUAGAGGUCAGAAUAUAACGGAAAACACUGGGCGCCAAAAUACAGGAGCUCAAGUGAUUGACGCAGUUGGGAACAACCCAACAUAUCUCCCUCCUAAAGCAGUGGCAUCUGCGUCCGCGUGUUCUGCUCAGGCUGUUGGAAAUAACUCAGCAUAUCUUCCUCCACAAGCACAGCGAUAUACGGCCAAAGGUUGUCCUACUAAGUCGGAACAGGUAUCGUCUGAUGCUGGUAGAAGUGAUUCCCCUCAUUGUAAUAGUCGUAAUUCAACCACUUCAAUAGCAAUCGCAGAUCCUUACAGGUUUCUUGAAGAUGAAGAGUGUCAGUUUUAA
Pocillopora meandrina is the source of this 3841-nucleotide messenger RNA. NCBI's taxonomy places the organism in Eukaryota, Metazoa, Cnidaria, Anthozoa, Scleractinia, Pocilloporidae. The record is from the annotation of a GenBank genome assembly.